UGGGAAUCUCGCGGCGAUUAAUUUCCGAAAGGUUUCUCACUGCAAGUAGGAAGACGAGAGAAGAUGCGGGGUCCACUUGUUUACGCUUUCGUCGCGCUGUGCUUUGUUUCCGGCAGCAUCGGGAGAAAGGGAUUCGGUCCUGGGGAACAAGAAUGGGCGCACGUUGAAGUACGUCCCGAGGCGUACAUGUUCUGGUGGCUCUAUUACACCACGGAAAACGUUAGCUCAUAUUACGAUAGGCCGUUAGUCAUCUGGUUACAAGGUGGACCGGGCGGAUCUUCGACGAGUUAUGGGAAUUUCGAGGAACUAGGGCCGCUCGAUGUGAAUCUGAAUCCAAGGAAUUACACUUGGGUAAAGGACUACAAUGUUCUCUUCAUCGAUAAUCCUGUCGGUACCGGCUUCAGUUACGUCAACUCCGAUUCGGCAUACACGAGAACAAACGCAGAGAUCGCGAAGGACCUUUUAGAAUGCAUGCGAGGAUUCUACAAGAAAUUGCCGGAAUUCGAGAAAGUUGCGACGUAUAUCACGACUGAAUCGUACGGCGGGAAAAUGGGCGCGGAAUUUGCAUUACUCUGGGACAAAGCUCAGAAAGAUGGCACCAUCAAAAGUAACUUAAAGGGAGUCGCGCUCGGGGACGCUUGGAUCUCUCCUAUCGACUCCGUAAUGACAUGGGCACCAUUCCUGCUGAGCACGGGUAUGGUUGACACGCAAGGUUUCGAAAAGAUUAACGCUGCCGCGGAAAGAACGAAGAAACUCGUCGAGCUUGGCAAGUGGACACAAGCGACUACAGCGUGGUCUGAGACACAACAGGUCGUUUUACGGAACACUUACAAUAUUGACUUUUAUAAUAUUAUUACAAAACGAAAUCCUGGCUCGUAUCUGCACUCGUCGACGCAGGAUGCAGCGUUCUUAGCCGAAGGCGUCACGUAUCCAUAUCUCCAUCUAUCUAAGACUCUCUCACUCGAAAGUUUGAUGAACGGCCCGGUAAGGGAAGCGCUCGGUAUCGAAGCCACUCACGGCGAUCAGGCCGGCAAUGUUUUCGCAUUUUUGAGGGGAGAUUUUAUGAAGCCAGUUAUUGACACAGUGGAAAGAUUACUUAACGAAACCAACUUGCACGUAUUCGUAUACACUGGCCACUUGGAUUUAAUUGUUGAUACACCGGGCACUCUUCUCUGGGUCGAGAAACUGAAGUGGAAAAACGCCGACACCUGGAAAAACUCCGUUAGAAGUCCGCUCGUCGCUAAAGACAUCGUCGAGGGCUAUUUCAAGGCGCACGAUAACUUCGGGAUGUAUUGGGUCAACAGAGCCGGACAUAUGGUACCGAAGGACAAUCCGGCGGCGCAGAGGAUAAUACUACAGGAUUUGACGAGCAACGCAGACAAGUGAACGAAAUAGAAAUCUGACGCCUUCAUUUUGUACUGAAACAAUAUGUAAAUCUUUAUACGACUCUAUUCGAAAUAGUCUCUCUAUAAAAUGUUUAAGAAAGAGAA
Vollenhovia emeryi is the source of this 1490-nucleotide messenger RNA. Its product is annotated as retinoid-inducible serine carboxypeptidase-like. Bases 64 to 1386 code for a protein of 440 amino acids. Gene Ontology annotation, biological process: proteolysis. The transcript is spliced from 9 exons. Gene Ontology annotation, molecular function: serine-type carboxypeptidase activity. Lineage: Eukaryota; Metazoa; Arthropoda; Insecta; Hymenoptera; Formicidae. The record is from RefSeq and is a predicted model, not a curated record.